This is a messenger RNA of Trichosurus vulpecula (common brushtail), 1334 nucleotides long. It is a transcript of the gene ABHD14A, whose product is annotated as abhydrolase domain containing 14A. The transcript has 5 exons. Gene Ontology annotation, cellular component: cytoplasm. The record is from RefSeq and is a predicted model, not a curated record. Lineage: Eukaryota; Metazoa; Chordata; Mammalia; Diprotodontia; Phalangeridae. The coding region runs from base 356 to 1096 and encodes 246 amino acids.
UCGGGGAAGGCUGCUCAAGGGAGGUGGGGUCGGCACUGCCCUCUCCGGCGCAGGCUGGGCUUGCCCUCGCGCGGACCCGCCCUCCCAGCCCCCUCCCACCCCAGCAGCCCCCGGCCCCAGGCUCCAUCCUUCCCAGGGGCCCGGGCCUGGGGAGCCCCGGAGGCAGCAGCGAGAGCCGUGGCCCAGGCGGGCCGGGCGACUCUGCAGCCACUUCUGGAACUCCGCGUCCCAGGGCCUAGUGACGCGCCGCCGUCCGGCGCCCUCAUUGGCUGCUUCUUGCCCCGCCCUCCCCAGAAAUCUGCGUCCGCUGCGGAGUUGCCCGGCCCCCGCCGGGCUUUCGGGGCGGGGCCCGGGCAUGCAGGGCACCCCAAAACUGCCCAAGGGGGUCCUGCUGGCCCUGGGCCUGCUCAUUACUAUACUGCUGUACCUGGGACUGCCUAAUCUCCCCCAUCCCCUCAUCUGGACCUGGGACAGCGACAAUGUCACCAUCCUGGCUGGUCUUACACACAGCAACUCUUCAGUCUUCUACCGGGAGGUACAGCCCCUUCACAAGCCCCACAGGAUUGAGGUGGUAUUACUACAUGGGAAGGCCUUUACUUCACACAUCUGGCAGCAGCUGGGGACACUGGAGAAGCUGUCCCGAAGGGGCUACCGGGCCAUUGCUCUAGACCUCCCUGGUUUUGGGAAUUCAUUCCCCUCCCCUGCAGCCAGCACAGAGGCUGGACGGGCAGAUCUCCUGGACAAAGUCCUGAAGGACCUGGAGGUCAAAAACCCGGUGUUGGUCAGCCCCUCCUUGAGUGGCCUCUACUCUCUGCCCUUCCUGAUGCGUCCUCACCAGCAGCUUUAUGGCUUUGUCCCCAUUGCUCCCACCUUCACUGAGAACUAUACACAGAAGCAGUUCUCAGCCAUCAAGACACCCACACUUAUUGUAUAUGGAGCUCUAGACAAAGGCCUGGCCCAGGAGUCUCUGCGGAAGCUUCGAUACCUCCCCAACCAUUCAACAGUGAAGUUGCAGGAUGCUGGCCACGCUUGUUACCUCCACCAGCCCCAUGACUUCCACGACGCCCUGCUGACCUUCCUGGACAAACUGUCAUGAAGUCUGCAUCUCUGUGAUGACCAUUCUGUCUCUGGGUGGAGCAGGGUGGGCCCCGGGAAUCCCAAGAGACUGAGGUAGGGGUCAGCAGACCUUUGCAAGACAAUGUGUUUCUGUUCCCCAGUACCACAGAGGUACACCAGGCAGAAGGCUGGUGGAACAGGGAAUGCCUGGUUGCCCUCUUGGGGCCUUGCCAACCCUCCACUCAUUUGGACUUUAAUAAAUGAACUUUGUCUGCUUC